UUUAACUGUUAUCAUAUUACAACAGUUUUUUCUUCAUUAAAGUAUUAUGUCGAGACCUGUCACAGACAGUGAUGCAUGUGGCACGGAUUGGCGAAAAAUGGAUACCCCAGAACGAUUCUUCAAAAGGAAACUGUAAUUUUUCUUGGAGGCCUCCAUGGAAAAACUUUCGUAUCAAGUUAUGCUCUCAAGACAACGAAGUUUUAGAAAAUACUUCAGGAUACCUUGUUCCAUUAAAAAUGCAAUUUCUAAUGACGUACCACAUGCCAACCGUACAGAAAAUUGUUUGCAAUUCAGCGAGUUUAACAGUGGAAAGCAUAAACUCGACAGAAGAACUUUUAGAAAUAAAAGUAAAAUCGUUAGAAGGUAGAAAUUUCUUUACAGACAUUGAGAGAGCGUUAGCUAGUGAAAUUGAUGACAUUGUUAUGAAACCAGUUCAAAGACUGGAGUUCACGUCAGGCUUAGCAGAGGAGCUAUUCAAACAUGAUUUAAAAGAGAAAAACAUCGACCUUAUGCGAGAUGAAACAAAUAUAUUCAUAGUAGGGUUUGACACAAUGAGGUCGAUCAUCAAUAAAAAUAUUGAAGAGAUCAAUCGUGCUACUGCCAGCAAGGUAGUACAACUUGAAGAAAAGUGGAAAAUGACAGCUUUUAAAUAUUUUGGAUUUGCUGAAACGCUCACCAGAGAUUUUUCUGGAAUGGAUUUUCGUCUAGAGGAACAUAGUUCUAGUAUUUAUUUGAGAGGGAGUGACGUCACUAUUAUCAAAGCAGAAGAAGAAGUACACAUGUAUCUGUCGGAAUUGUUUGACGAGCAAUUUGAAGUUAACCCACUGAUCCUUAAACUUUUAGGCUGCAAAGAGGCUGCCGAACUGUUCAAAGACAUUCUUCAAAAACAACAUCUCCAAGUCAUCUGGACAAUUGACAAAACUCAUUUCCAUUGCGUUAGCAAGACAAAAAUCAACACAGAUGCCAUACAAUCAGCUAUAUAUGACAAUUUUUUUGACAGCAGGGUUUAUAACAUCCUCUAAUCAUAUAAAUCAGUUUUGUAAUAGCAACGCCUACAUUGAAAUAACAAAGAAAGAAAACAAUAAGCUUCUUUUUCUUGAGGAAACGACAUCAAGUGUCAAUGUUGGAGGAACGAAAAGUCUAAUAUUUUAUCUUCUUCAUCAGGAAAUAGUAUUCUACAAAGGUGUUGGAAACACAAAUGAAUUACAGGAGCUGCUUGGAAAUAGUCAUCAUAGUAUGAAUAUGAUAAAAGUCUCUAACAUACCUUCUGGUUCCUCAGAAGAUUCAAUCAGAUUUUUCUUUGAAAACAAGCGAAAGUCUGGAGGUGGUGACAUUAAUGAUCUUGAUUAUGAUGAAGACAGUCAUACUGCUAUUAUAACAUUUGAAGAAGGGGGUGUUGCUGAAUGUGUUAUAAGUCGACUUCCAUUGCUGUUCGAGAAGGAAAGGAUUGCUGUUGAAAUAUUUAUACCGUGUCAACCUACAUCAAUCGUAGUUGAAGAUGGUAAAGCAACAGUGAAUGACGUUACGAGAGCCAUGCCCACAGAAUUUGCUAUAGAAGUAAGGGGAGUAAAACCAUCCACUUCUGCAGAUACCAUUAGAUUAUAUUUUGAAAGCCGUAAAGGUGCAAAUGCUGAUGUUGUAAAGAUGGAAUUUAAAGCAAAAGGAAUGUACAUUAUUUGGUUUAAUAAGGAAAGUGCUAUUGAGGCAUCGAUGAAUAAAGACGUAAUAGUUGAUUCACAAAUACUGAAUAUAAAACGUUACAUCCAACCAACUUUUCAUAAACAUGUUCGAAAGUAUGACAAUAAAGUGUUCAUUACUAAUAUCGAUUCUACAACCACUAAAGACGGACUGGAGAAUUUCCUGGAAGCUAAGUCUAAAGGUAUUCCAGAGGAGAUUAUAUUCGGGGAGGCAGAAGGAACAGCAUUAGUUACAUUUGAACAACCACCAGAUAUUGGCCUACUACAUACAGCAUGUUUGCAGAGACGUUUGAAUGGCAGCCAUCUUGGCUUACACACAGUACCUAUAACAGACUGUAUAGUUGUCACUGGAUACAAAGACCAUACGUCAUCAGACACAAUGGAAUACUACUUUGACAAUAAAAGGCGUUCAGGGGUCGAAGGUGUAAGGGAAGUGAAGUUAGUGGAAGAUGAAGGGAAAUUUCUACCCAAGCGCCUGUGCUUCAUUGACCCUGAUAGUGCACUUGAGGUAUGUAAAAGAUGUCAUACAGUUGAGGGUCAUAUUCUUAAAGUAGAAGUGUACUAUGAAUGUCUUGGACAAUCUGCAUUUAAUGAUGAUGGAUCUCAAUACAAGCCUUUGUCAACUGUGAUACGAAAUAUUCAUCCAUAUAAAAAAGAAUUUCUACUAAAUUCAGACAAAAAUAAGAAUGCUUUUGAGAAACAGCUUUUACAGCACAAUGCAACAGUUGAACCGCCGCACCUUAAAAAGAUGAAGGAAUCACUUGUGGUUUAUUGUACUUUAAACAAGGGGGCUACGAACUACAGAAAAUUAACCAAGAAGUGGGCUAAAACAGUUUCAACGGAAGUUAACACAUUUUUCAACAUAUUGACAGUGAAAGUUAUCCAAACCUUGCCGGAAGCUUGGGAGGAUGUGAUGAAACAUCUAAGAGAACUCAACAUUUCAAAUCCUGAAAGUGUAGCCACCAGAGUUGUCAAAGAGGAAUGUAAGAUAGUAAUCACAGGUCAUAAGAUUCCUGUCGAAGAGGUAGCAGAAAAAGUUGAGAGUAGCAUAAAAGUUACUGAAGAAGUUAAUCUUAAACACUUUCAACUUCUUGUAUUGCUGUAUUUACAUUUUUUGGAUAAGAUGAAAAAGGAAUUUGAAGGACUUAGUGUUAACGUAAAUAUGAAAAAGCAUAUAAUGAUUUUCACAGGAAUGUCAAGUCAUGUUAAUGCGGCUAAGGUUAAGAUGUUUGAACAGAUUCAGGAAAUAACUUUUGUAACUGCUGGGAAAUAUUCGGUUGAAUAUAUAGAAUUUUUGAAAAUUCCAGAGGUUAAAUCAUAUGUAGGUCAGCAAAUUAAGCAAAAGGGAGUUUUAGGGGUUUGGAAUGUUGAAGAAGGCAAUGUUAUUACCAUGUAUUCCUUGUCAGAUGAGGGUGCUGUGACCGCUUGUGAUGUGCUGAAGAAAUCAAUCAUUGAAGCUCCAAUAAGUCUUGAUGACAAAAUGAGUUUGAUAGGGUCUGACGUGUGGAAUGAGGAAAUCAAGGCUGUUCAAAUGGAAUACCAGGAAGCUUUGGUUAAAAUUGUCGUGGCUGAUUCAAAAACUGUUGUUAUAUAUAUGACUUCAACAGGAGAUGAAGGUCUCGUGAAAGAAAGAGUCACGGAUAUAUUUUAUCGUUAUGGAUAUGGAAGUUCAAGAUACAGGGGCCGUUGGAGUUGAGAUCAAUAUCAUCACAAUCAUACAAAUUAUCUUGAUAAACAUAAUUCCAUGAAAAUCUGAAAUACCGUCAACGCAAUUUGCGUUUUUUUUUUUACCAAAAUUCACUUCUAAGAAGUAGGUCCAGUUUCCCCUGAAUUUAUUUCACAUUAGGGCGAUGUUCAAAAUGUCUUUUAAUCUUUAACUUGAUUUCAUAGUAUCAUAGUCCACUGUGCAUACAUCAACGGUAUAACAAUAUUAAAGCUUUCUUGUAAUCA
Molecule: messenger RNA, 3647 nt
Organism: Mytilus trossulus (common blue mussel)
Lineage: Eukaryota; Metazoa; Mollusca; Bivalvia; Mytilida; Mytilidae
Exons: 8
Coding region: 961-3393 (810 amino acids)
Biological process (GO): negative regulation of gene expression; protein poly-ADP-ribosylation
Cellular component (GO): nucleus; cytoplasm
Molecular function (GO): transcription corepressor activity; NAD+ poly-ADP-ribosyltransferase activity; NAD+-protein mono-ADP-ribosyltransferase activity
Source: RefSeq, a predicted model, not a curated record